AUGCCACCUCCAGGCAAACGUCGUAGUGUGGGGGCCGACACUACCAAACUACAGUUGCAGAGGACUCAGGCUAAACGAAGAAAGAUCAAUGGUAAUACUAACCGUAAGGAACAGAAUCGACACGUAUUUGCUGGGUUUGCUGAACGUAUUAAAACUAUCAAUGCCACUGUUACUAAUAAUCACGAAUACUUGGACACACUGUCCGACGAGUCACUCCAUACAUCCUAUUUACUACAAGAAUGCCGUAGAUGGCGUUUGGAGAACAGGACAGCUGAUUUCGAUGCAGCCUUGAGGGAGUUGCUACCCUUGGUUCGUACAAUGCCUCAUAUACUCCAUCACUUGGAUAAAAUAUGCAGCAUAUUCGUAAAGCAUCUCCGGAAGGAGAAAUCCCUAGCAUUAGAGCCUUUAUUGGGCAUGCUACCGGUCUUGGCCCGUGAUACGAGAGGGGAGCUCAUGCCCUACUUUGUGGAUACCAUAUUUGGUACAUUAGUGUGGCUAUUGGAGACUAGACUAGAGGAUCCUGAUGCUAUGGAGUGGAUAUUUCAAUGUAUGGGAUAUCUAUUCAAGUAG
Molecule: messenger RNA, 570 nt
Organism: Perkinsus marinus ATCC 50983
Lineage: Eukaryota; Perkinsozoa; Perkinsida; Perkinsidae
Exons: 4
Coding region: 1-570 (189 amino acids)
Cellular component (GO): nucleolus; 90S preribosome; small-subunit processome
Source: RefSeq, a predicted model, not a curated record